CAUUGGUGGAAAGAAAGAGCAAUGGCAAACCCUCAAUCCCAAUCCCAGUGCUUUGAGAAUCCACCUACAUUGAACCCCUCCUCCGGCCAUGGCACCGUCGUUGAGAACCUCGGAGGCCUCAAGGCCUACACUGUUGGCUCUCCGGAAUCCAAACUGGCAGUGCUCCUCGCCGCUGAUGCUUUCGGUUUUGAAGCACCAAAUUUAAGGAAACUGGCUGAUAAAGUUGCAGCUGCUGGGUAUUUUGUGGUGGUCCCUGACUUUUUCCAUGGUGAUCCUUAUAUUCCUGAGAAAGUUUCUGUCCCAACUUGGUUGCAAGCUCAUGAUGCUGCUAAAGGAUAUGAAGAAGCGAAACCCAUUGUUGAAGCUCUGAAAAGUACAGGGAUAUCUGCAAUUGGUGCAGCUGGAUUUUGCUGGGGUGCCAAGGUUGUGGCAGAACUAGCAAAAUCUGAAGACAUAAAAGCUGCUGUGAUGUUGCAUCCUUCUUAUGUCACUGCAAAGGAUAUUAAAGAGAUUAACGUGCCUCUCGCUGUGCUUGGAGCUGAGAUAGAUCGUACCUCUCCACCUUCCCUCUUGAAGGAGUUUGAGAAGAUUUUAUCCACUAAACCUGAGGUAAGUAUGUUUCAUUUUUUGUUAGCUAAAGCUGCUCUAUAAUUAAUUUUCCUAGUU
This is a messenger RNA of Dioscorea cayenensis subsp. rotundata (Guinea yam), 666 nucleotides long. RefSeq names its product endo-1,3;1,4-beta-D-glucanase-like. Bases 22 to 651 code for a protein of 209 amino acids. The transcript is spliced from 6 exons. Lineage: Eukaryota; Viridiplantae; Streptophyta; Magnoliopsida; Dioscoreales; Dioscoreaceae. The record is from RefSeq and is a predicted model, not a curated record. Gene Ontology annotation, molecular function: hydrolase activity.